AUGGAAGUGACAAGGUCAAAGAAAGGCAUUGUUGUCUCACAAUGGAAGUAUAUUCUAGAUCUCUUGAAAGAAACUAGAAUGAGUGGUUGUAAACCUUCUGAAACUCCAAUUGAGGCUAAUUCUAGACUUGGGGACGUAAAGAAUGGUGUUCCAAUAGACAUAGGAAGAUAUCAGAGGUUGGCUGGAAAACUGAUUUAUUUAUCACAUACUCGUUCAGACAUUGCUUUCACUGGAAGCUUAGUAAGUCAGUUUAUGCAUUCUCCAUAUGAAGAACAUCUUGAAGCUGUAUAUCAGAUUCUUCAUUAUUUGAAAAGUUCAAUCAUUGAUAGAAGGUCAACUUCUGGAUACUGCACAUUUGUUUGGGGUAAUUUAGUCACAUGGAGAAGUAAAAAGCAUAAUGUAGUUGCUAGAAGUAGUGCUGAGGCAUAA
This is a messenger RNA of Ricinus communis (castor bean), 429 nucleotides long. RefSeq lists its product as uncharacterized. The coding region runs from base 1 to 429 and encodes 142 amino acids. The record is from RefSeq and is a predicted model, not a curated record. The transcript has 2 exons. Lineage: Eukaryota; Viridiplantae; Streptophyta; Magnoliopsida; Malpighiales; Euphorbiaceae.